AUGGAAGGGAGAUGGAUUGAAGGGAUUAAGAUGGUGGAAUUUAUUAAUAAUCCAGCAGUAAUGGAGACUUUUGUGGAUAUAUUGGUCUGUGCGGUGCCGAUUUGGGUGGCGGUGAUGAUUGGGUUAGCAAUCGGGUGGUCCUGGAGACCGCGGUGGACCGGCUUGGUAUUUCUCGGAUUUCGGUCCAAGUUUCGGUUCAUGUGGACUGCGCCGCCCGGGUUUGGGGCACGACGGUUUUGGCUAGCGUUCACGGCUUUAUCGGCUUUUUCGGUUUGUCGUAGGCUUUGGUUUAGCUUCAGGGGGAGGACCCGGAAGGAGGAGGCAUUGGCUCAGGAGCAGGCGGGUUCAGGGUCGAUUUCUGGUACGGUUCCAGUUGCAGCGGCUAAGGAAUCAGAUGCUGUAGCUGAUGCCAGCAGUGGUGAGAUCAGGCCUAGUGGAAGUCCAGAUGCUGAAAAGAAUAGUGUCACAGAGAAAGAUCUAGAACACCUGUUACAUCUUCUGGAUGGGAAAGAUGGGGAAUUGGUUUGGCAAGGUAUGAUGGAGCGCUCCACAUCAAACAUGACAUACCAAGCUUGGCGUCACGAGCCCGAGGUUGGUCCAAUAAUGUACCGCAGCAAAACUGUUUUUGAAGAUGCAACUCCCGAGCUGGUCAGAGAUUUUUUCUGGGAUGAUGAAUUUCGGCUUAAAUGGGAUCCUAUGCUUGCUUACUUCAAAAUAUUAGAAGAAUAUCCUAAUACAGGAAUGACGAUAGUCCACUGGAUUAAAAAGUUCCCUUUUUUUUGCAGUGAUCGAGAGUAUAUCAUUGGUAGAAGGAUAUGGGAAGCAGGAAGAAAUUUUUAUUGUGUGACUAAGGGGGUACCAUAUCCAACUAUGUCAAGGCGUGACAAACCUAGACGUGUAGAUCUUUAUUUCUCGAGCUGGAUCAUCAAACCCGUCCAAUCGCGUAAAGGAGAUGGUCAGUUAUCUGCAUGUGAGGUCACACUUAUUCACUAUGAAGACAUGGGAAUCCCAAAGGAUGUUGCCAAGUUGGGUGUUCGACAUGGAAUGUGGGGAACUGUUAAAAAGUUGCAUGGUGGCUUCAGAGCAUAUCAAAAUGCUAGAAAAUCCGAGUCAUCAUUGUCCAGGUGUGCUUUGAUGGCAAGAAUCACUACAAAAUUUUCGCCCAUUGAAGGAAAUAAUCUUCUAGAACCUGGUGCGGGUGAGGAAGAGAGAGAUGUAGUUGUGAAGACUGAGAGACAAAGGGAUUGUGGUGGAAUUGAUUGGAGAUGGAUGGCUAUUGGUGGAGCCGUUGCUCUUGUUUGUGGACUCCAAACAGGGCUGAUAGGAAAAGCUUUGUUGGUUGGAGCAGGGCAAAGAGUUGCUCGGAGACGAUAA
Fraxinus pennsylvanica is the source of this 1374-nucleotide messenger RNA. Lineage: Eukaryota; Viridiplantae; Streptophyta; Magnoliopsida; Lamiales; Oleaceae. The record is from the annotation of a GenBank genome assembly.